Messenger RNA from Fraxinus pennsylvanica, 1095 nucleotides. The record is from the annotation of a GenBank genome assembly. NCBI's taxonomy places the organism in Eukaryota, Viridiplantae, Streptophyta, Magnoliopsida, Lamiales, Oleaceae.
AUGGAGUUGGGCUUAAGCUUAGGAGAUGCAUCAAAAGAUUCAAAACCAGUUGGAUUCUUGACGAAGAACGGUGACUCAGAAAAGCAUAAGAAAAAUGGUUUUGGGUUCUUCAUGGAGUUGGGUCUCAACACAAAUGGUGGAAAUCAAGAACUUAAAGAGAGAUCACAUGAAAAUGAUGGUGGUGAUGAUGAUCAGACUUCAGAAGAUACAAGGGCUUCCAUGGAAAAUACUCCGAUUCAGCUCGAUCUUCUUUCUCGUGCUCUUGUUCCUCAUCAAACUCCAUCUCAAAUUCAACCCCUUCCAUGGACUUCUGAUAAUGGAAGUUCAGAGAAUGGUUCAAUAUCGGGCAACGUGGGGCUUGUAGCGGCGGCGAGGGACUUGGAGGUGAACAGGCUUCCGGUGACGGCUGCAGAGGAGGUGUCAUCGGCAAACAGUGUGGGAUCACCAUUUCAGAUGAAUUUUGGCAUAUAUAUAAAUAAUGGAAAUGAAAAUCUUGGAGGAAACGACGUCACAGAGACAGAAAGAGUGUCUUCUAGAGCCAGUGAUGACGAUGAAAACUGCUUAAACACGAGAAAAAAACUCAGAUUAUCUAAAGAACAGGCCGCUUUUCUUGAAGAAAGCUUCAAAGAACACAGCACCCUUAAUCCUAAACAAAAGUUGGCACUUGCAAAACAGCUCAAUCUUAGGCCUAGACAAGUUGAAGUCUGGUUUCAGAACAGAAGAGCGAGGACCAAGUUGAAGCAAACAGAAGUAGAUUGUGAGUAUUUGAAGAGGUGUUGUGAGACACUAACAGAAGAAAACAGAAGGCUGCACAAGGAGUUGCAAGAAUUGAGGGUUCUCAAGAAUUCAAAUCCAUUCUACACACAACUCCCGGCCACCACCCUCACCAUGUGCCCCUCUUGUGAACGCGUAGCCACCACUUCCACCCCCACUACAGCCACCACCAACACCACGACGACGACGAAUGCUAAAACCACCACUGUUGACUCUACAGCAAAACCCAUAAAUCCAUUUCCUCUGACUAGACCAAGGUUUUAUCCCUUCUCCCAAACACCACCACCUGCCCACCACCACCACCAGUCUGCAGCCUCAUGA